ACUCUGAGAAAAAGAAUGAAGGCAUUGCUGGUCAAAGCAGUGGUGCUUAUCUUCUUGAGAAGGAUGAAGAUGCUGAAGAUGGUGCCAAGGAUCCUGUAACAGUUAGAGGAGCUUAUGCAUCUUUAAUCUACCUGAGACACCUCAGGAUCAGAGAACUUAAGCGUACAUGUCUGAGCAUGCUAAACUACCUGCGGUCAGUGGAGAGGACUCUGGUGAUGGACACUGCAGGUCUGGAGUUGGUUGGAGGAGAUCUGGUGAGAAGUAUGGAGGAGACAGGCUGGAUGAAUGCUGCUAGAGGAGACGAUGGCUCAAACGGAGCUCUUGGAUCACAUCACUACAUCUUCAACAGCCCAGUUGACUAUAAGGUCCACUGUGCAGAGUUUAUGGAGUUUCCUGAGGUGGAGAACCUCCAUGACUAUUACAGCACAGACGGGAGCUGCAUCCACACGCAGGACCAGCGAGGUCUCUACAUCAUCUAUGACGUGGCCCUGAUGGACCUGGAGGAGCUGGAGCAACAUCUGCUGCUCACAGCAUCUCAUUUCAUACAGAGGAGCAGAGAAUCACAUGCAUCAGAUGGAUCUGGAGGAGAACUUUAUUUCUUGGCUAGAAUGGAUGUAGAUCGGUUGGCCGUGCUUUUAGACAUAUGGACAUGUGAAACAGAAUUUCUGGAGCACAAAAUCCAGCUCUUGAAUUGCUAUUUGGAGGCAUAUCAGCAUGUCACGGAUCUAGAUGAAUGGUUCAGGUUGGCUCAGGUCAUCACAGACAUCAUGCACAGAAGGCCACAGAUGGAUCUUACUGCUGGAUAUUUUGUUCAAGCUUACAGGGACACGAUUGUCUGCCUCCAAAGCCACCAACAGCUCAUCAAACUAGUGCUGAACAAUCAGAUUGAUGAGCAGAGACAAUAUCUGGAGAGAAUAUGGAGGGAGGGACAGAAUGGCUGUCCUGGUGAAUACGGCCUGCCACCAAAAUACAUCCCUAAACAUCUGGUAUCAGUCGGUGGAAGCAGGCCUGCUUUGAAGAGUGUGUAUUUUUUAGAGAUUCACCCCUCAUUGUGUUUGGCGUCGCGGCUGUACGAGGGUCUUGAACGGGCCUGUGCUGAACUGUGUGAGCUGCACAGAUCGAAAACACAGUCUCAAAGAGUCAAACUGGAGCAAAGUCUCUUGAAAAUGGCCUUGCGACACUGGGACUUGCUUGCUGCUCCUGGCUCAACCUACAGUUCUCAGAUCCAGAGAGAUUUGUUCUCCGAAGGGUUCAUCGAGGACCCUGUCCUGGUAAGAGAGCUGGGACUGUCUGUUGUGAGAUCUGCAGAGGAACAGGAGAGGAAGCAAGGCAAAGACAGACAGCUGUUCAUGCUGAAGACGUUCUGCACAUUGCUAGAGCUCGUCACGCUCCGUCAUCGCAUCACUGAAUCAGCAGCAGAGACACAACACCUGGCCCAAUUAUAUAAAUCAGUGGCCAGGCUGAUUGGCUUUGAUGAAGUUCAUUUGUACCUGCGGCCGGUGCAGUUUGAGUUCGCUGUGCGGAAAGAGAUCCCAAAACAACUUCCUGUGUUCAUCACGGCCCUCGAGGACGACAAACAGAAUGCUGACAGGUUUGUCCCAAACAGCCUGCCUCUCGCUGUUCAGGAGCUAGAUGAGAGUCAUAUUGGCAAAUUUAACUUUCAAUCUAACGAAGGAGUUUUACAGCUCAUGAAUCAGUCCAGCCUGGAGAACCUGCAGGUGGUUCUGGUGUGUCAGGUGGUGCAGAAGAACGCUCUGAUUGGUGCACUUAAACAAACGUCCUUAUGCUAUAUCACAGAGAAGCUGGAUCAGUCUUCAGAUACAGACCUGCUGCAGCACGGAGGAACCACUUCCUCUCAAACCAGGAAACAUGCUUUAGCUACUAGAAACAGGCUUGCAGGCGCUUUUGUGUCCGUUCAGCUGGAGAAAGUGUGUCUUCGAGAUGAAAUGCUGAACACGUUUAUAAAGAAGAAAGAACAGAUGAGUGCACUGAAGUUAAACUCUGAAGAAGUGGGCAGGAUCAAGAGGAAACUGAUUUUGGAGUUCUGUCACAAAUUUAACAAGCAUAUGUCACAGCAUUGUGUCCGAGGGCAGAUAGUUGCUCUUUGCCACAGUCUCUGCUCACUGCUGGAUGAGGUGCCGCACAUCCGUGACAAUUACUUUGUGAUGGGAACACCCAAUGAAUCCAGAUCAGACCUGCAGUCAGAUGACAGAUUGUGUCCUGAUCCAAGGACAUUUCAGCCUCGUCCCAGAAGGCUGUUUUCAGCUGAUGGAAAGCGUCUGGUGAACCUGUGGUUCAUCCCUCAUUACACUGAAGUGCUGCUCAUGUUCAGAGCUCUAGAGGAGAAGGAAUGUCACCAGGCGCUUCAAAACACACUGCAGAUUAUUUCAGCUCUUCAUGACGUUGUAUAUUACCUGGUGAGCUUUGCUCGGCUGGGGAAUCCAAACACUUCCUUCAGUCCCAGCAGCACUCAGAGGCUCACAGCAGACUGGGGCGGCUUAGAGAGCAUCGGGGCUGAACUGUGGGACGUCCAGCGACAGAUUGACUCUCUCUGUGAGCCCAGAAGUUCAGAGGCUGUCGCGCGGCUCCUGCAGCUCCACAGGGACGUGCUCUUCCUGCGCUUUGAUACCGCGGUGCGCUACAUGAUCAGGGAGGCGUUCCUCUCCUCUGGAAACCUCUCGGCCUAUCAGAGUGUGAGUGAAAACAUGAGCCACGCCCUCCCAAUCAUGAAUGACAGCAUGAUGGGAGCAGCCAGUUUCCUCUCUGUUCCUGAACCGCUAGAACCAGCCUGCCUUCAGGCCCAAAAAUGGUAUCCAUGGAGAUCUUUCAUUGCAGUCCAUGGAUUGCAUCCUUUGACUAUAUGGGAUGUUUCACCGAUUGAGCAUUACAUGCAGCUCUGCCUCUGUGAUCUGAAUGACCGCUGUAGAAUGGAGGCUAAUGGGGCGAUUCUGGGCGUAUCCCUGAUCAUUGAUGAUGUGCUGAGUAGUGGAAGAGAUGCGGCGCCGCUCCAGCUACAGACCACAGGAGACCCCGACAUCACCACAACAUCUGAUAGAGAAGUUGUUAAUGAUAAUGUGGGAAAUGAGGAGAGAAUAACGGAGGUUGCAUCUAAAACUCAAGACCCCAUGGAGUCUCUGAUGAAGCAGCGGGGAUUUUUACUGCUCUGGAAGCAGAUGGAAGCUCUUAAAGAGAGCUGGACUCAUCGACAGACGGGUGUUGAGAAAAUAAACACCACUGCACAGUUUAAACACUUGUCUCAGCUUUACAGGGUGGAGAUUUACUUUCCCAGCAUGCAAGCUCUGGCCCAGCAGAUGGAUAAGGAGAAGGAAUAUGAGAUUUUGCUGUCUCAGACUCAGUCUGUUCUUCCACCACCUGGAGCAGCAGAAGUUGACGUCAAAAUGUGGCAGUUACUGAGACUCUUGGAGAUCACGGAGUGUGACAUGAUCCGAGCGCUUCAGAAGAGGAUUAACAGUGAAACGACUCUAGUGAUGUCAGAGCGCUCACGGCAUGAUGCACGGCUCCCCGCAGAACUGUGGAAACGGCCUUCGAUGAAGCACAGUGUCUCUCUAGAGAGGCCGCAGAUUGUGGAGGAUUUCAUCCAGCGGUUGGGGAAAGGUGUUGAGCGUGAGAUUGAUGGACAGGUGACGUUCUCCAGCGCUCAUCUGCAGGAGUGUUUGACUGAACUGGCUUGUGCUGUCAUGAAUCGCGAGCGGAGCGUCUUCCUGCGAUAUUCCCAGUUUUACGAGCACAUCCUUCAACAGCAGGAACAACUUCUUCACCAGAGAGAGCAGGAUGUUAAAGAGCUAGAAGCCAAAGAAAUGCAGGCUAGUGACCCCUACAGAAAGGUGGCGGAUGUGUGUCGUGGGAUGAUGGUUGACAUCACGGCUCUGCGUGCCAGAGUCAGUCAGCUGGAGGAGGAGAAGAAAAGCCUAGAGCAACAUCUUAACCUCAAACACAGAGAACGCUACGACACGCUGGUUCGCCAGCUCUUCUCCUCAUGCCUUCUUCUGAAGUCACGUCUGGACAAAUACCAUGUGAAUAUGGACCAUGGUGUGCGACAGCUGGUGAGCAGAGUGAGGAAGGAAGGCGUGGACAGAAUCAUCAAACUGAAAAAUAAAUUAUCCUCCGCUAAUGAUAACGAGACCCUCAUUCACACACUUCAUGAGAAAGAAGUAUUAGAAGAUCUUCAUGCGGAGAAUAGUAAGCUGGCUGGACUUGUGUGUAAACUGAGAGCCUUUAACCACUGGAGGCUGGUGAUCGCUCAAGAGAAACUACAGAAAGAGCUGCUGCAGUGGAAACUGAAUGAGGUGUCGUGUAAAACCGAAGCUCUUAAAGUGAAGAUGAUCUCAGAGCAGAAGGAGAUUGGUCUAAAACAAGAGCUGGAUGCUGUGCAGGAGGCCAUGCUGCAGUGUAAGAGUGAAUAUAAGCACAUCCAGAGACAGAUCAUUCAGCAGUCUCAGAAGCUGCAGGACAUGGAGCAUCGCACCACACGAGACACACAGAGCCGACAGCAGCUGGAGGUGCUGCGCAUGCAGAGCCUGGAGCAGCUGCAGGAAGACAUGGAGGACAGACAGAGUCAACUCAGGGCUCUGAGCGCACAGCUCGAGAAAAACAGCAAAGAGACGGAGCUACGGCAACAACACAGCCACAAGCAAAUCAAACACGUGAGAGGUAAGCUUCAUCAGGAGCGGAGCCUGAAACUAGAAGCGUUCCAGCAGGUGGACAAACUACAAAGUCAGAUCCACGGUUUUGAGUCAGCGUUGUGUAAAUCUACAUUACCUUCAGGACGCCAAAGCUCCUCCUCAAGAAGGCUGUAUUUAAGAAACGCAUCUGCAGGUUUGCUCAGGAACAACUCGGUUAUGUCUUUUACAAACAGCUUUAUAAACACAACUGAUGAGCUCAGUACUGAAAUGGGUUGGAGAGAGACAUGGACGCCUCUGGACAGACCCAAAACAAACUCCAAUCGUCUUCGUCUGGACAUUUCAGAGGCGCUGUUACCCAGUCUUCCUGAUGGAAACGCUUCUUCUAACCACCUGACAUACCAGAAUCUUAGAUUGGGUCACAAGUAAAUAAUCCGAGCCGCACUAAUUGAUACCUUUUGAUUUAUUUCAGACAUUUGAACAUUUUUACUUGUGCCCAAAUGACCCUAACCUAAACCUGAACUAAACUGAAUGACCCUGACAGGUCUGAUUAUUUAUGGAUAAAUGGAAACUGAAUGUUUACCAUUAAGGGGUGAAUUGGAUGCAUAUGCAUGACAUGUCAUUCAAAAUCAAAAUAUUUUUUUUUUUUUAGUACCAUGACGAUUGUUUGCUUUCUCCUCCAAACUAUCAUUACUGUAAUAAUUUUGGAGCAGGACUAUCUUAUUUCUGACCAAUGCCUUACCAGGUAACUAAAAGUAAACUAACUAAAACUGUUAAAGAAAACAUUUUCUUUACUUGAAAUAAAACAAACCUUAACUGAAAUAAAAUAAACUAUAAAAGAUCUUAUCUCAUUUUCAUUU
Molecule: messenger RNA, 5500 nt
Organism: Cyprinus carpio (common carp)
Lineage: Eukaryota; Metazoa; Chordata; Actinopteri; Cypriniformes; Cyprinidae
Product: coiled-coil domain-containing protein 162-like
Exons: 36
Coding region: 177-5069 (1630 amino acids)
Source: RefSeq, a predicted model, not a curated record